CAAACCCGAGAAUGAGAAUUACCCUAACCUGUUUAACCUGAAUUAAACCUGACCUAUUGUUCACUCGACUCGAAUGUAACCAGGCCUGUUAUUAACCCGACCUAAACCUGACCCAAACCCGAUAAGAAGUAUGACCCAAUGUGACCCGACUCAAGCAUGAUCCAACCUAAACCCGACCCGCAUUGGUCAUGAAAUUAAUAUAAAGUAACCCGACCCGAGUUGACCCGACCCACUCUUACCCGACCCAAACCCGACCUGUUUACUCGAGUUGACAACUCUACCCUCAAUAGUAAAUUCAAGUACUCUCCUCUCAAAUUGCACCAAAAUUCAUUCCGACCUCCACUAGCCAAUUUCCCAACGAAAAAACCCCCCUCCAUUAGUGAAAUUCGCCCACCUUCAAGAACAACAACGUGCUGAUUCUUUAGAAUUGAUUGUAAAAUUUUAUCUGUCAUGUAGCAGAGGAAGUUUGUUUUGAGAUUGUCGAGAGGACGUUGCUGCCAUCAGUGGUGUUGGUGUUGGUAGCUAGUGCUGUUGGAGAUGGGGAAAACGAGGAGUACUUGAGUGUGAGAUUGCCAUAUUACCCCUCAGUGUUCCUUAGGAAAAAAAACAUACAUACUAACAACUCCAAAACAUACCGAACCAAUCCAAAAAAUGGAAGAAAAUCAAACAACACUAGUACGUUUUGGCAUAAUGGGAUGUGCAACGAUAGCUAGAAAAAUGAGUAGAGCCAUCAAGCUAGCCCCAAACUCCACCCCGCACGCCAUUGCUAGCCGUUCACUUGAAAAAGCCAAGGCAUUCGCAACACAAAACGAGUUAUUAGACGAGCAAGGGAAGUUGAUCAAGACAUAUGGAAGCUACGUUGAGUUACUAGAUGAUCAAGAAGUGGAUGCAAUUUACAUGCCUUUGCCCACAAGUUUGCACGUUGAAUGGGCAGUUUUGGCUGCUUCUAAGAAGAAGCAUUUGUUACUUGAAAAGCCUACUGCCUUGAACUUAGCUCAACUUGACCAAAUAUUAGAAGCUUGUCAAGUUCAUGGGGUGCAAUUUAUGGAUGCAACUAUGUGGUAUCAUCAUCCUAGGACAGCUAUGAUGAAGCAAGUUAUCUCUAAUUCGGCUAAUUUCGGACACAUUCAUAAGAUAACUUGUACAUCGUGUUACCCAGUUGGCUCAGAUUUUCUAGAGCGCGACAUAAGGGUAGAUCCAGAAUUUGAUGCACUUGGAGCACUUGGUGACUUAGGCUGGUAUAACAUUGGACAGAUCUUAUGGGCAGUUGAUUAUAAACUACCAACCUUCGUAACGGCUUUACCUGCAGCUACCCUUAAUUCAAAGGGCAUCAUUUUGGCUUGUACUGCCUCCUUUCAAUGGGAGGAAGAACCCAAGACAACUGCAACAUUCCAUUGCUCUUUUCUUUCUAGUGCGUCCAUGGACGUGACCGUGUGUGGCUCAAUAGAGUCUGUUCACGCGACUGAUCUAACGAUCCCUUGGCAAGAAAAAACAGCCUCUUUGUUUCUCACAUCCGGGGCAAAGUGUGUGAAUCUCCAGAGUGGAUCGAAUGUCGAAGCAGAGGAAGUCGUCGUGGAGACUCAGCUUCCCCAAGAAGCCCUCAUGGUACAAGAAUUUGCUCUCCUUGUGAAGGGAAUCAAGAGUUGUGAUAAAACGUGGGCCGAGAUAAGCAGAAAAACUCAGAUGGUUGUAGAUGCAGUUAGGAAUUCUAUUGAUCUUGGUUACAAACCUGUGUAUCUGUAGUUACAAAUGCACCAGCAAAAUGAUGAUUCCUAUUGAUAAAUUAUGAUUGUGCAGCAUAUUUUUGCUGCUGCUAAUUUUAUAAUUGUUGCUACUUGAUUCAUUUUAAAUUUUGCUUUCUGUCUUUUAUUAUGCUAACUACUUGUUUCUUUUGGGUCUGUAAUCUGUAUCACAAACUUCAGCCUUUUGAAGGAAGAUUUAUUCUCCUUAAUGUAAUACUUGUAUAUUGUUCCUUUCUGCGAAAAAAAUAAAGAUAAAAAUAAAAAAAUCCUUGAAAAAUCAGAGUAUUCUGUAAUCAAUCAUUAGAGUGUCAGAGUAUUCUGUAAGUACUUGAAA
Chenopodium quinoa (quinoa) is the source of this 2076-nucleotide messenger RNA. RefSeq lists its product as uncharacterized. The record is from RefSeq and is a predicted model, not a curated record. NCBI's taxonomy places the organism in Eukaryota, Viridiplantae, Streptophyta, Magnoliopsida, Caryophyllales, Amaranthaceae. The coding region runs from base 652 to 1743 and encodes 363 amino acids. The transcript is spliced from 3 exons. Gene Ontology annotation, molecular function: nucleotide binding.